This is a messenger RNA of Nelumbo nucifera (sacred lotus), 2749 nucleotides long. It is a transcript of the gene FRI, whose product is annotated as FRIGIDA-like protein. The record is from RefSeq and is a predicted model, not a curated record. NCBI's taxonomy places the organism in Eukaryota, Viridiplantae, Streptophyta, Magnoliopsida, Proteales, Nelumbonaceae.
GAACCGCAAACAGGUCAACCAUCGAAACGGAGCGGCGAUGCUCUGGGCUUCCCAUAGACUCAGGAGAAGAGGAGAAAGACAAUCUGGAAGACUGGAACUGAACUCUGGAGCCUAGACUCUGUUUAGGGUUUUCUGUCCGUGGCUUAUCAUGACCAAGAACAAUUCCACUCCCUCUUCCGUUCCAGUCGUGAAGCAGGAAAUAGAUCCUGCCCCAACACAAAUUCAAUCCCUGAAGCAGGAAAAAGAAGACGAGCCCAUGGGAACAUCAUCACCGCUCGAGACCCAACAAGCAGGGCCAUUAGCGCUAGUACCAGCACCAACACGAAUGCCAACUCCAGCAGCCGCAGCAGCGACCAAUAAUGAAAAACAAGAAAACCCUUCUUUUCUGGAGUCGAUAAAUGAGCUCCGCGUUCUCUCGUCCACUCUAACCACCUUCAAGCGCCGCUGGGAUGACUUGCAGAAACAUCUCGAUUCCAUCCAAACGGCAAUUGAUGCCAGGUUCAAACAGCUCGGCAUCGAUAACACCCCCCAACUUCAUCAGCAACAACCGCAACAAGUCGUUGCUCCUGCAACAGACGCUCGUGCUUCUGAAUCGCUGGCUCCCGACUCUGCCAACUCGCCGGUGGGAGAUAAGACACAAGAUUCCUCGCCAAGUGACGGGACGUCGAAGAACUCAGGCUCGGAGCUCGAGUCCCUUUGUUCCACGGGAAACCGGGGUUUGCGCAAAUAUAUUGCGUCUCAUCUAGCCGAUAUUGCCAAACUCCGUGAAGAAGCUCCUGCGGCGCUUAAGCGUGCGGCGAACCCGGCCAAACUUGUAUUGGACUGCAUUGGACGGUUUUAUCUCCAGGGAAGCAAAGCUUACACCAAAGAUUCGCCUAUGGUUCCAGCGCGGCAGGCGUCGGUGUUUCUCUUGGAGUUCUUUCUCGUUGCGGGAUGUUCAGAGAACGAGAUCGAGGAAUCGGUCAAGAAUGAAGCCGAGACAGCGGCAAUUGCUUGGAGAAAGAGGCUCGUCAAUGAGGGUGGUGUAGCGAAUGCCAACAGCAUUGAUGCCCGAGGGUUGCUUCUUUUUAUUGGAUCAUUUGGUGUUCCAUCUGUAUUUGGAAAUGAUGAUCUAAGUGAUCUGAUUCGGCUAAGUAAUCCAAAAGAGAUUGCAGGCGCCCUUCGUCGGUCUCAUUUCCUCCUUGAAAGGGUUCCAGAUAUAAUCAAGACGAUGGUGAAGAACAAAAUGUAUGUUGAAGCUGUUGAGGUUACAUGGGUAUUUGCUGUUGAAGAGAAGUUCCCUCCUCAGACAAUGCUGACAUCAUUUUUACGUGAUUCCAAAGAAUCCUGGAAAAAAACAAGGAGAGAAGCACAGGGUUCACCGCUGCAACUGAAAGAGGCAAAUGAAAAGCAACUUGCUUUCCUGAAAUCCAUAACCAAGCUGAUGGAGGAUCACCAGAUCGACCCCAUGAAGUUUCUUCCAGGAUGGAAUAUCAAUAACAAAAUUGCUAAACUGGAGAAGGAGAACGCAUCAUUUGACAAGAAAAUUAAGGAAAGAGCAAUUUCAAAGAGAAAAGCUGAUGAGGUUGAACCCGCAAAGAAAUUGAAAACCCAUGACGUGAAACGUCCUCGGCCUACUUCCACUUUAUCACUCCAGGCACAUCUCAUGACCAUGCAAUCACAGGAACAUGGCACUGUUGGCCUUGCUCAUGACAAAGUUUUGUUUGAUGGAUUAACAGGUAGAAAUGUUUUCAGCAGUGGAUUCCCCAGCAUGCUGGGUGGCAACUCUGGGGUUCCUGUCAUGAUUAAUGAUGGAUCACCAGGUGUAAGUGGUGUCGUUACUGCACAUAUGAUGGGCAAUAUAGCAGGUAGAGGCAAUGGGCUUGCAACUGGCACUGGAGCAGGAAGUAGUCUACCGUCAUCAGUUCCAUUUGCUGGAGUUGGUGGUUCUGGACAGACGAGUGAUAGGGUAGAACAGAUGAUGAGCAGUGGUUUCAGGCCAUAUGGAUGGUAUGGGGAUGGGACCUUCAAUGGAAACUCAGUGGCACAAAGCUUUACCGGACUGCCUGCAUCGAGGGAGAGAAGUUUGUUGGGGCCAUAUGUGGAGCCUGGCUUCUUAGGGCUCCAAAAAGCAACGACCCAACCUCUUGGGAACCAGAAGUCAGGCUCUGAUAUUUAUCAGUUUGCUGAUGCAGUUUUGGAACGUGAAUCGUAUCAUAUCGGUGGCCCUCGCUCUAACAAUACCAUGCCUCCUGCGGACCCUGGGCGCUUGUUUCUCAAGAACAAUUGGCGCAUGACUCCAGAAUGCUGAACGCGUCACCGGAUAUGGGUUUCUGAUUCAUCACCCCCAUCCCCACCUUCAACACCCAACUCAAAUGAUGUUACAAAUAAAAAAAAUACCCUAUGUAACAGACCAAAAUUUAUAGGUUUGCUGUAGUUAUUAGGUACUUGUUUUGUUCUGUUGGGCACAAAAUCUAACUAUUUAUGGACAUGAUAUGAUGAUGUGACUCCAAGCGGAUGACGGUUGGCACCAAAUGUAGGCUAUUCAAUGGUCUAUCUCUGGGGUCAUGGCAUCUGAUCCAGUUUCGUUUUCGCCGGAUUAAGAGAGUUAUAGCCAAUGUACGUGUGGUGUAGUAAUUUAACCAGGCCAAAGGUGCAGGGAAGGGGUACUCUGUAAUAGUUGAGUAGAGUGUUUGGAUUAGUUCUUAGAAGUUUGUGUUCUUUCUGGUUAAGAAAUCAAGCCCCUGUUUGGGUUUAUUUUCAGAAAUAA